CACUACAAAACAAGACCUAGAAAUUGUUAGUUAUUUCUUAUAAUUUCUUUGGGCAAGCCCUACUAGAGGUCCUUGAGUAACCAUGUGAGCACACCCCAAUGAACAGUCGCUGGCAGGCACUUAUCGUAGUGCUGGGUACCGCCGUCACCUGCUUUUUGGCAGGUGCAUACUUCCAGCAUGAUCAUGCAACCAGGCAGCUGCAAAAGCUGGUCCAACACGAUCCCUAUGCCUACUAUGUGAGCUCAAAGAUCUUUAAGGUGUUUCAGUUCUUUAAGAUACCACAAGAUAAAGCUUUAAGCGCUCAAAGAGUACGCUUGGAAGAUAUAAUGAAAUAUGGCUAUCCAGGGCUGGACGACAUACACCUGUACAGCGACUUUGUGCUCUCCUACGAUCGGCGCAAUCGUGUGGCACACUGGGUUUGCGAACAUUUGCGAGCCGACGCAUUAGGUUCGGCAGCCAUAACUGAUAGAGGCCGGGGUCGUGUUCGGAGUCGAUCUCGUAUUAGCUACCGACCCGAUUUGAGUGUGCCGUCGAACUUUCGCGCUGCCCUUGCUGACUAUCGAAACUCUGGCUUUGAUCGUGGCCAUCUGGCUGCGGCAGGCAAUCAUCGCACCCAUUGCGAUGAGACCUUCUACUUGACAAACAUAGCGCCGCAAAUAGGCAGAGGUUUUAAUAGAGCUGCCUGGAAUAAACUGGAGAUAUAUGUACGAAAUCUAACAUUACGUUAUGGCUCAGUAUACGUUUUUACAGGACCCAUUUAUAAGCCAAAGGCACGAUCUAAUGGCAAUUGGAGCAUUGAGUACGAAAUGAUCGGCUCGAAUAUGGUGGCUGUGCCGACACAUUUCUUUAAGGUGCUCAUAGUUGAGUCAAAGCUCCCACAGGGAAAACCCUAUAUGGAGGCAUAUGUACUGCCCAAUGCGCGCAUUCCGGACAACAUUAAUUUGCGAGAUUACCUAUGCGACAUACGCGAAAUCGAGCACUACGCGGGUCUGCAAUUUUUUAAUGGACUCCGAAGAAGCCGAAUUUUUGGUAGUAACUUUCCACGAUCCUCGCAAGUAUUUCAAAAUUUUGGAUAGAUUUUUAAAUUGAUGUCUUAAUAAAUAAACUAAAGUAUGCUUGUA
Molecule: messenger RNA, 1121 nt
Organism: Scaptodrosophila lebanonensis
Lineage: Eukaryota; Metazoa; Arthropoda; Insecta; Diptera; Drosophilidae
Gene: Tengl2
Product: endonuclease G, mitochondrial
Exons: 2
Coding region: 99-1076 (325 amino acids)
Biological process (GO): apoptotic DNA fragmentation
Cellular component (GO): nucleus; mitochondrial inner membrane
Molecular function (GO): single-stranded DNA endonuclease activity; RNA endonuclease activity; nucleic acid binding
Source: RefSeq, a predicted model, not a curated record